UCAUUUUUAUUUUAUUUUGAUUUGCGCAAUACACUUAUAAAAUGGCACUUGGCCCUGGUUCUGCUUUAAAAACCACUUCUGUUUUGCAACAGCUUUUAGAGGAAAUAAAUUUUCAAAGAACUAAAGAAAUGAGACAACUUCUAAAAGAUGAUUCUGGAUUUGUAAUUUUGCAAGGCACAACAUAUUGGACAGAUUUAUUUGUUCGUCAUUUCUUAUUCCAAACAGAGCAGCAAAAUCAUGAUUGUGAUGAUUUAUUAUUUUUGUUAGGAAAAAAACAUGUUAAAGGCACAUCUAGGUGUCAUCCUAAAUUUGAGACCGAUGUAGAUGUUUUUCGCAAAGAUUCUCGAAAACUACCUAUUGGUGAUCCUGAUAUGAUUUGGGAAGAAACUGUUUAUUUAAACUUAGUCAUUCAGUUUGAUUAUACUUUGACGCUUGAUUGUACUAGAACAUCACCUAAGGAGUUACAAGUUCUGAAAAGACAUUCUCAGAAGGUUUAUGCCUCACCAAGCAGACGUAAAAUGGACACCAAAGGGAAGGUGAAGAAAAGACUACUACCACACAUUUGUUUUAUGGUUGAUAAUUUUGAUGAAGUUUUCUGUGAUAUUCUUGUUCGUGAUGGUGAAAUGGUCUGUGUAGAAUUAGUUGCUAGAGAUAGAGAUGGUUCUGUACAAGGUGUCAUAUUUCUUGGUUCAAUCAGAUAUGAUGCACUGAAGAAAGUGUAUGAUGCCAGACAAUCUAGUCUUAGUACCAAAGUAGCGCAGCGUAUGACAUUUGGUCUAUUUUCGAACUCGGCUACGCAACGUUGUGAAUUUGUUCGAAUGAAAGGUCCUCAGGGCAAAGGACAUGCAGAGAUGGCUGUCACAAAACCUCGGGGAUCAGGAGUAGAAACACCCACUAGCGAACCCGGAUUUUGUAUAACUGAUGGCUGGGAUGAAUGGGAUGAGAAUCCGGAAGAAUUUUACAAUUAUAGACAUCAGAGAAGGUGA
Ctenocephalides felis (cat flea) is the source of this 986-nucleotide messenger RNA. RefSeq lists its product as uncharacterized. The record is from RefSeq and is a predicted model, not a curated record. Lineage: Eukaryota; Metazoa; Arthropoda; Insecta; Siphonaptera; Pulicidae.